AUGGCUACUAGCGAGUUCCAGGUGGCUCGAGAAGACGCUGUUCUACGCGCACAGAUUCUGGGCAAAAGCAAGACACUACCGCAUAUCCCAGGUUCAUUCGAAGCCGCGCUGAAGCURUUGAUUCGCAUCAUGGAGCAUUACGCUACGAGUCUCGAUGGUGGCAAGAGAUAUGCGGACCUGCGCAAGAAGAAGGACCCCGCAUGGAUCGACGGACCCGAUGACGGCUUCCGCCAGUGUAUGAAUGAGGACAACCAGGAGGAGCUGGUGAAGGGAUUGGWCAAGUUGUCGUUGGUCGGAACUGGUUGGGGACRUCAUACAAGACCUGUGAUCGAGCUGACGGGACUCACCUUCGUUGAUGUCGAUUAA
Ramularia collo-cygni is the source of this 366-nucleotide messenger RNA. RefSeq lists its product as uncharacterized. NCBI's taxonomy places the organism in Eukaryota, Fungi, Ascomycota, Dothideomycetes, Mycosphaerellales, Mycosphaerellaceae. The coding region runs from base 1 to 366 and encodes 121 amino acids. The record is from RefSeq and is a predicted model, not a curated record. The transcript has 2 exons.